AUGCUUACACGAUUGUAUUCGAAGUCACGAAGGUUUGCUAGGCUAGAUAAAGAAUCGAAUGCUACACUUUUGACCUACCAUGACUUGGAACUUUUUGAAAGAUAUUUAAAGGGGACAGAUUUUGCAGCACCACAAACAAAACAUGACAAGGAGGAUGCAGGCCAUUCAAAUCGUCAUUUUGAGUUUACGGGGCGUCAGUUGUCACGUUUAAUCAGCAAUACUAUGAGUCCUUUUUCGUCCAGCCAAGGAACCGCUGCCACCGUGAACGAAAAUGACCUUGAUGUCAAACAUGGAAAUUUACAUGGACUCAACGAAAAACAGUGGAUUACGAUCAGUAAAAUCAAACUCUGUCUUAAGUCGGCCGAUGACGAAGCACUUUAUGAUAUUCUAAAAUGCAACCAAAACGUUAUUCCGACGCUGGUUGAAAGAUUAUCACCUUUUCAAACAUCACUAUUAAUCAAAAGACUUACAGAUUAUCAGAUAGCUAUUUCUAAGCAAUUCACAGUGGAACAGAAAUACUCUUCCAGGUUGCAUAGUGAUUCUAACAUGCGAGGGUUAGUUCAGAUGAAAGACAAGACGUACCAGGGAGUUCGAUCCAUUCUAAGGAAGAUUGGCAGGAACCAUCAUUUAAAUAACCUGGACUACGAGACUAUAGUAUCGUUCUGUAUGGGUAAUCUCAGAUAUAGAGAUGCCAUAGAGUUCAUAUGCGAGAUGGAGACUAAAAUCAGACAAGGUGAUACGAGCUUGAAACUUCGCAAUUCACUAUGGGCUGAUAAAAUCAGCAUUUUAUGUCGAUCCACGGAAAAGACCUGGUCUCUUGGUCGGUACGACUUGAAGAGCAAUCGUGCACAGAUUCUUCCUGAAGAUUAUAGUUAUCCAUUGCUGAAUGGAAGAGGUGUUGCGACUUUAGUGAAACAAUACGAAGAUAGUAACCUCAUUCCGGACAGGAGAGUAUACGAAGCACUUAUUCUUGCUUCAGGCAAGUCUAAGGAAAUGAGUCAAUUAGAUUCACUAAUUCUUAAUGUCUGGGGAGUUAAUGCAAAAACCGGCGAGAUGGUGGAGGGAUUCCAGAUUCCGAAGAAGAAUUCUUUGGAUUAUCCCAACUUUGACAUACUUAGAUCAAUAGUGCUGGCUUACACGUACAAUAGUGAACUUGUGAAACCAUUGUCUGUUUGCAACACCAUAAUAGAAAAUUAUGAUCUUGAUUCGAUCAGAUCACAAAAAUACUGGGAAACCGUACUACAAUGUACUGCAUUACAAUGCGAAAACGUUUAUAGAGAAAUUCAGACUAAACUUUGGAAAGCUGGGGCCGAUAAAGACGAAUACUCAUGUGAAAUGUUAUUGAGUGAAGAUAUUUUCGACGAGAUGUGGGAGCAUAUUAUAAAGAUUGUGCAGAAACCGUCCAAGUCGAUGGUUCGACUAAGACUUUCAUACGCUUCUUUGAAAGCCUUGCUUAGAGAUUUACCGAAGAUCCAUCAACGUAGUGUGGAUCCUGCGGUAAAUAUUACGGCGAGUGAAGCUGCAUACAAUGAGAAUUUACUAUUCUCAUAUUUGAACGUUUGCCGUAUAAGGCUGAUGAAGCUCAGAAAAUUCUACCAGACUGAAGAUAUGAUCAACAGAUUCUCUAUUAACAAACAGAUGAAGCAGACUCUUCUGAGGAGGUUGAACAGUUACCAGCAGAGAUAUUUAAAGAGAGUUAAGGAUAAAAGAGUUCUCGAAAGGCAGAGAAUUAGAGAUGACGAUGACGAAGACAGCAUGCUGGGAUUAUGGUAA
This is a messenger RNA of Brettanomyces nanus, 1773 nucleotides long. RefSeq lists its product as uncharacterized. The coding region runs from base 1 to 1773 and encodes 590 amino acids. The record is from RefSeq and is a predicted model, not a curated record. The transcript has 2 exons. Lineage: Eukaryota; Fungi; Ascomycota; Pichiomycetes; Pichiales; Pichiaceae.